Molecule: messenger RNA, 1120 nt
Organism: Cuscuta europaea
Lineage: Eukaryota; Viridiplantae; Streptophyta; Magnoliopsida; Solanales; Convolvulaceae
Source: the annotation of a GenBank genome assembly
AAGGUGAGCAGUUCAUUUUCACAAUCGACCAAUUCUUUAAUUACUCUAUUAUGGCUCCUAAAGUGUUCUUUUUCCUCCUCACUUCCCUACUUCUCUUUUUCCAUACUUUUGCAAAGAAUGUCGAGACUUCAACUACUGAGAAUGAGCCUUUCAAAAAUCAAAAUUUGUGGCAUCCCCGCCCUUGGUUGAAGCGAGGACCCCACCCUCCUUUGCCUGCGGGAUGGGGUCACUGGCCCCAUCCUCAUCCUCCUUUGCCAGCGGGAUGGGCUCACAAGCCCCACCCUCCUAUGCCUGCCGGUGGUUGGUCUCAGUGGCCCCCUCAUCUGCCCAUUCGAGGUAGCCCGUUUUGGCCCCGCUAUCCCGGAUUCCGUGGUGGAUGGCGGUGGUUGCCUCAUCCUCCUUUGCCAUCUAAACAAUCAAAAGUUGCUAGUACUAGUGACGAAAGGAGUAACGAAGUGGAAGCAUUGGCUUCUGGCAUCAUCCACAAUUCCCACGCAUCGGCGCUCGUCCGCCGAUGCCACAAUGGCCGUUCCCUCACCCGCCAAUGCCCAAAUGGCCGUUCCCUCACCCGCCAAUGCCCCACUGGCCGUUCCCACAUCCUCCAUUGCCUUCUUGGUUGCCUAAAUUCAAAUGGCCUAUCGCUCUCCCGCCGCUCCCUUCGGGUGGGUCCCGGUGGCCGUGGCUACCGCACCAUGACGGAAAAGGUGUCGAAGAAUCCAAGACCAUGGCAAGCAAAUGCUCUUCAACUCCUGCAGCGGUUGAGAAUUGCAUGAAAGAUGGGACUUUCACAUUUAGUGACACUAAAGGCUACACAUUCUCUACUGAGUGUUGUACCUUGGUUGCUGAGAUCAAAGAUGAAUGCAUUGAUGGGGUGUACCUUCCGGUUAUCAAACAUCAAUGCUCAAUCCAGACUUAAUUAGUCAUAGUCAAUUAGAUUUGUAGUCAAUUAAUUAAUUAUUAGCUAGGAAUAAUGGAAAUGCUUGCAUAUACAUACAUAUGAUAUGCAUGCAUGGCCGCAUGAUGAUAGUUAGUCGAUUAGAUUAGUACUUUGAUUAUCUCAAUCAAAUGAAUAAAUUUUAUAGACAUUUCCCUAAAUUUUACCUUUAUUCUUUUAUGAGAC